UGUUCUGCAUACAGGCACUGUCUGUAUGUAGCAUUGGCAUCUGUUGUCAGUCUGCAGUUGACUCAGGAUCUCACUCCUAGCCAUUGUUGAUUGCUGUAAAAGGUGCUGCAGGUAUGCAACAUGACUCUGAUAAAAAAGUUGGAAAAAACGAUGGCUCUAAUCCGGCGGAGAACCUUCAGGCUGAUCGAAUUUGGGAUAGUGUGUUGAGAACAACGUUUCCUCCUCAUCAUCUAGAGUGUCACUCGGGGCGGGGUGGGGCGGGCUCUGGCAGGCGAUGCCCCGCCCCAGCGGGCUUUGGGGCGGGGUGAGCAAUGACCCUUCCUGCCCCAAGGCCCCGGUGGGUUGGG
Aspergillus ruber CBS 135680 is the source of this 347-nucleotide messenger RNA. RefSeq lists its product as uncharacterized. The coding region runs from base 114 to 308 and encodes 64 amino acids. The record is from RefSeq and is a predicted model, not a curated record. The transcript has a single exon. Lineage: Eukaryota; Fungi; Ascomycota; Eurotiomycetes; Eurotiales; Aspergillaceae.